AUGGUAACAGCUCUCAAACAGCCUAUCGUGUUCCAGCUGGAGGGUUUCUAUGUACCACCAGGCUACGGCGCUUUCUUCUUCUUCCUGGCUCUGUUGAACUUCAUACUAAUGCUGUUGGCCAAUGGUGUGGUGCUGUGUGUUAUUGUCAUGGACAAGAACCUGCACAGGCCCAUGUUCAUAAUGGUUUGUAACCUUGUAGUCUGUGAUCUGCUGGGGGCCACGGCGGUGCUGCCUCGCCUUAUGAUGCACUUCUUGAUGGGCCAGAAGAGGAUCGCCUACAUCCCGGCAAUCGCCCAGGCCUUCUCUGUGCACAUGUACGGCGUGGCAGCGCAGACUAUUCUGGGUGCGAUGGCCUAUGACAGGUACAUCGCCGUGUGUGAACCACUCAGGUAUCACGCCAUCAUGACAUCGGCUCGGCUACAUUCCUGCUGCGCCCUGGCCUGGUUCAUCGCUGGGCUGUUGAUUACUGUACUCUUCAUUUUACACAUGAACACCCCACUGUGUGGCAAUACCAUCCAACAUGUCUACUGCAGCAACCGUGCUAUCCUGAACCUGGCCUGCAGUCCCACCCCCAUCAAUAACCUCUAUGCUAUAAUGGUCAUCGUUAUUAGUCACAGGUUCCCGUCACUGUCACAAAAUAUCAAGAAGUUUGUCAGCAUCAUGUUCAUCAUCAUUCCACCAGCUAUCAACCCCAUCAUAUAUGGACUAGUCAGUAAAGAGUUACGUAAUAGCAUCAUCACGCAUUUUAUCCAUUUACAUGUCCAUCAGAAACAAAUUAGAGGGGUUUAA
This is a messenger RNA of Cyclopterus lumpus (lumpfish), 789 nucleotides long. RefSeq names its product olfactory receptor 52E4-like. The record is from RefSeq and is a predicted model, not a curated record. NCBI's taxonomy places the organism in Eukaryota, Metazoa, Chordata, Actinopteri, Perciformes, Cyclopteridae. Gene Ontology annotation, molecular function: olfactory receptor activity; G protein-coupled receptor activity. Bases 1 to 789 code for a protein of 262 amino acids. Gene Ontology annotation, cellular component: membrane. The transcript has 3 exons. Gene Ontology annotation, biological process: G protein-coupled receptor signaling pathway.